Messenger RNA from Heterobilharzia americana, 642 nucleotides. Lineage: Eukaryota; Metazoa; Platyhelminthes; Trematoda; Strigeidida; Schistosomatidae. The record is from the annotation of a GenBank genome assembly.
AUGCCACCUGAUCCUUCAAAGGAUAGUGGUUCUAAGAGUAAAAGUAGUCAAAAGUCAUCGAAAGACAAUAUUAACCUAUAUGCAGUUCUAGAAGUGGACAAACAUGCAACAGUUGAGGAAAUCAAACGGUCUUAUCGUAGACUUGCACUGAGGUAUCAUCCUGACAAAAAUCCAGAUGACCCAGAAUCAUUGGAAAAAUUCAAAGAAAUUAACAGGGCACAUGCUAUAUUAGCUAAUGAGCAGAAAAGAAAACUGUAUGAUCGAUAUGGAUCUCUGGGUAUUUACAUCGUUGAGCACAUUGAUGAAGAGGACUGGAAGCCAUACCUCGCUCUUCGCAACCCAUGUGUUCAGUGCCUUGCGUGUACAUGUUUUUUGCUGACAUGUUGCUUCUGUUGCCUUUGUUGCUGCUACUGUUGCGGCACACUUUAUCCAAAAACGCCUCGUGUUCCCGAAGAAAUGAAUAUGACUGAUGAAGAAACACCGUAUGAUAUAUCAAUGAAUAAUAAAAAAGAUUCAGAAACCUACGUUACUAAACAACCUAACCCAGCUCCAGCCGUCAAUCUUUACGGAACAACAUCAUCGCGUUACAGGGAAUACAACGUAGAGGGACAAAUCCUCAUUCAUAAAUGGUUUCAUCAAUGA